UCAGAUUUCCCGGGUUAUCAGAACGCAACGCAGCUCAGCAACAAAUAAACUCUCAAGCCUCUCUCUCUCUCUCUUCUGCAAUUUCAAUCGACGAAGAUGAGAGCUUUGAAUUCACGUUUCGUGCUACUCGACAUCAACAGCUCAUGGCACUCUGCGAACCGAAUUCCAGCAUCAGCCUAUGCUUACCUGCAAUGCUCUAGCCUCGUUUGCACCGUCUCUUCGUCAUUUCGUCGAACUCGUCGAUCGCGCAAUAGAAUUGCUUCUUCUGGAUCGCCACCCUCCUCGAUUCGAUCUCCCGAAAUUCGCAGGCCCUCUGAACGGUUUGCUGCGGGAAAUGGGAUCCUGUCAACGUCUUUGCCUCCGUCUUUGCCAUCCACUUCGAGGUCGGACGGUGAUUCAGAAUUAGUGUCGUUCCUGGAGUUGGUUCCUGUGAGAAUGCGGAAGGAUCUGUUUCGGCAUACGGAGCUUGGGGAUUUGAUUGAGUUAGUCAUGGAUUUGGGACGGAAACCUAUUGCUCGGUUUCCUUCGGGCGAUUGGGUGAUAUCGGAAGAGCCGGUAAGGCUUGAAGAUCUCAGGCAUGCGAUUUCGAAGGUUGGCGACUUUUCUGAUGACAACCGUUCAGGUAUUGAUCGUUCUCUACACCGUAUCAGUGCCAUCCGGAAUCGCAAGAUGCAAAUAAUUGGCCUCACAUGUCGGGUGGGUCGGGCUAUAUCUGGAAGUGCAGAGAUGAUACGUGACUUGAUUGAAGGGGGAGGUUCCAUCUUGGUCAUAGGACCUCCUGGAGUUGGCAAAACAACUUUGAUCAGAGAAAUAGCUAGAAUGUUGGCAGAUGAACACAUGAAACGAGUUAUCAUUGUUGAUACAUCAAAUGAGAUUGGAGGUGAUGGAGAUGUCCCCCAUUCAGGAAUUGGCUGCGCAAGGAGGAUGCAAGUUCCAAACGUUAACAUGCAACACAAUGUUAUGAUUGAAGCAGUUGAAAACCAUAUGCCUGAAACAAUUAUAAUUGAUGAAAUUGGAACAGAGCUUGAGGCAUUAGCUGCCAGCACAAUUGCUCAAAGGGGUGUUCAACUGGUUGGAACAGCACAUGGGAUGACUAUCGAAAACAUAAUAAAGAAUCCGUCUCUGCAAAUCCUUGUUGGUGGCAUAGAGAGUGUUACACUUGGUGAUGAUGAAGCAAGGAAAAGGAAAGUUCAGAAGACAAUAUUAGAGAGGAAAGGGCCUCCAGCAUUUACCUGUGCUGUUGAGAUGAUAUCGAGGACUGAAUGCCGUGUCCAUCAUAGAUUAGAUGCAACAGUAGAUGCUAUUCUGGCAGGAAAAUCUCCCCUUUAUGAGGCCCGCCACAUGGAUGCCAAGGCAGAGAGUUCUGUGGAACCUACCCUGGAAUUUCAAAAGCAGCUUAUAGAAGGAUCCAACAUCACUAACACUGAAGAAAAAACUGCUGAAAUAGAACAUAUCAAAGAUGUUACUGAUUAUCCUGAUAGAAAUACCAAGAAAUGGAGUAGUAAUGGAUCCAUGAAAAAGAAGAGUUCACCAGUGUGUGUUUACACUUACAAGAUCCUGGAAGCCGAUCUACUGCAAGUAGCGAAAGUAAUGGGGCUGGAGGACGAACUGGAUGUAACUGAUGAUAUUGGAACUGCAGAUGCAAUAUUGGCAUCAAGUUCUGAAAUUAAGCAGAACCCAUGGAUCCGUGGUGUAGCUAAAUUCCAUAAGUUACCCAUAUUUGUUAUCAAGUCCCAUACCAUGGCUCAAAUGGUAAAGGCAGUUCGCAUGAUUUUGGGAAUGGAAUCGUUUGGUCCUGUACUGAAUCGGGCACACAAAAAUUCUUCAAUAGACAUUGAAAUUGAAGAUGAUGCACCAAAAAGAAAGCCCUCGUUGGAGGAGAUUGAUGCCUUGGAGGAGGUUCGACUUGCAAUUGAGUACAUUGUGAUUCCCGGUGGAGAACCUGUUGAACUUCUCCCAAGACGAUCUGACAUAAUAGCUCGACAGCUAGAGCUUGUGGAGAGCUAUCAGCUAACUGCUGAGCAGUCAGGUACAGAGUUGAACCCCAGGUUGCAGAUUCUCCCACAGAGGCUAAUCAAGAAAACUACUUCUGCUAAACACUAUAGAUCUGGCCAGAGGGAACCAGGAUGUGGAUCCAUAAGUGGUGGUGGUGGAGGUACUACUGUUUCUCGAUUACCCCUUCUGCCCGAAUAGUCAAGCUGUAGCAUCCAGUGCAAUGUACAUUGGUUGAUACAUGUAUCAUUUCAUGUACAGUCAUAAAUUAUUGAAUACCAAAAAAAAAUGUAAAUUGUUGAUCAUAUCAUGUAAACUUGUAAAGCAUCAAUGCAAUCUAAAUUCAAUUCUUAAGUGCCA
Molecule: messenger RNA, 2352 nt
Organism: Nelumbo nucifera (sacred lotus)
Lineage: Eukaryota; Viridiplantae; Streptophyta; Magnoliopsida; Proteales; Nelumbonaceae
Gene: SPD1
Product: P-loop containing nucleoside triphosphate hydrolases superfamily protein
Molecular function (GO): ATP hydrolysis activity
Source: RefSeq, a predicted model, not a curated record